UCUCUGAGUCUCUGCGCGUUUCAGGUUUCCCGACUUCCCGUUUCAGUUCGAGUUGCACUGCUGUACGGCGUGGUCGCAACCAGUCACAACUCGUAGCGCAUUGCAACGCACGCGUCGCGACGCGCACGGCGCAACACAUAUACGCGCGUUAAACUCGCCUCCGGCAAUCGGCCGCGUUUGAGUCUUUUGAGAAGUGAAGAGUGCGUCUUUUUCUCUUUCUCUCUCUCUCUCUCUCUCUCUCUCGAGUUAACUACAAAUUGAGAAAAACUGUAAAAGAAGAAGAGAAGAGAACGCAACUCUCUCGCGCAACCAUUGACUUCACUUUACGAACUUUGUUGUGUUCUUCGAGAGCGGACACUCGGAGUCGCAGCAGUGUGUUCGAAGUGAAAUCGAGUUUCCCUAGCGAAGCGAUAGGAGUGACGGUACACGUGGUGGACGGAGCGCGUGUCAGAAUCGUAAAACGCAAAUGCGCCUCACUCUAUGAUGGCGGAUGAGGUAUAAAAAAAUGACGCGGAACAGUAAAGAUUAACUAUGCUAUAAAUAUACAUAUGUAUAGCAGGGUUGGGUCGCUAAAACCGAGUAAGGGUGACACGCACGCACAGGGAAGAAAGAAUCGAUUGUCAUUAAAUCGAACUGAAAAUCUUUCAAACUGGGCGACGGAAAAGGAAAACAUCGACGAGUGAGAAUGGCUGAUGAAGCCCAGCAAAGCCAACAGCCGACUGCUAAAAGGCACAAGGUUCUAAGUCAUCUACCCAUCAUCAUCAAAGUACUCGAAUUGAUACUGGCCAUUUUUGCAAUCGGUUUGUCAGUGGAUCCGAUGAACUCGUUCCAGCGCAUUUUCAACAGGUCGCGAUUCAAGCUGGACGAUGCAGCCACUAUCUACGUCUCGGUCGCCGGCUAUAUUCUCAUUAAUGCACUCUUCAUCAUCAGCCAUAUGCUGGGUGAUCGCGUGCCAAAAAGAACGUUGCUGAUGUUCGCAACCGUAGGCGCGUUUAUGCACGUGGUGGCCGGAAGUUUGAUGGUCCAUAAUUGGCGCCAGAUGAAUGGUCCUUACUAUUAUGUGCAUAACAACGAAAUCCAUCCUAGUAAACAGUACAUGGAUAUGCUUAUAUCAGCAGCAGUAUUUACAUUCGUAACUGCAGCAGCAUUUGUCGCGGAAAUUGUCGCCAUUAUAAGAUAUGCGUGAAUAUGUGCGUCUCCGCAAGAAAAUCCGUUGAUUCAAGCGAGUUGAAAGACUCACGAGUAUCACCAAAGCUAUGGAUAAUCUAUUUAAAAAGAAAAAGAAAUAUAUGAAAGAUCUUAAUUUUUUAAAGCCAUGUAUACACCUAGCGAACAAACAUCAAACGAACAGCGAACGCAAAAUUUUGUGUUGUUAUUUGAUACAUAAAAGUUGCACAAGUUUAAUUGCUAUGUGCAACAAACAUCGAAUCUGAUCGAAUGCUAGUAUUUGGUGCAUCAAGAAAAAGAAUAAAUUGCUCAUAAACACAAACAUGAAUGUCCGAACAUUCGCGUUCAAUGUUCGUUCGCUAGGUGUAUACGCGGCUGAAUAUUUAUUACAUAAGCAAUUUCACAAAACUUUCUGAAAUUUAUACGAUUAUUAAUUUGAUAUUUUAAUGGCUGCAUUCAGCAAGGAAAACAGCUUGAUUGGUGAUAAUAAUAUGUGAAGAACUUAGGGCAAAACCAAUCGAGAGGGAUUCGAUAAUGUACAUCGUUAAUCGAUCAAUUUAAAAUAAAAUAUUCUCAUUGAUAGCAGUAAAAAACGGAGCCCUCCUGACCAAUCAUAUUAAAGAAUAUUACAACAGUUAUGCAAAGCUAUUACCUCUACUGAAAGCAGCUAUUAUUUUAUAAAACGAAAAAGAUUUAAGAAAUUAAAAAUUGAAAAAUUGUAUAUUUAUUGAAUUGUGUUACAGUUUUAAUAUUAUCUGAGGAAAGAUAUGAGGUGCUAUUUAAACUUUGAAAUUUUCCUGUAAAAUAAA
This is a messenger RNA of Acromyrmex echinatior (Panamanian leafcutter ant), 1976 nucleotides long. RefSeq lists its product as uncharacterized. Gene Ontology annotation, biological process: septate junction assembly. Lineage: Eukaryota; Metazoa; Arthropoda; Insecta; Hymenoptera; Formicidae. The record is from RefSeq and is a predicted model, not a curated record. Gene Ontology annotation, cellular component: plasma membrane.